AUGAACUCAGCAGUAACAUCGAUAAAGUUAGUUCUCUUAGGAGAAGCUGCUGUGGGGAAAUCUUCCAUAGUGUUAAGAUUUGUCUCCAAUGAUUUCUCAGAAAAUAAGGAACCAACGAUAGGUGCUGCAUUUCUAACACAACGUGUUAAUAUCAACGACAAUACAGUGAAAUUCGAAAUUUGGGAUACAGCAGGACAAGAAAGAUUUGCGUCUUUGGCACCUAUGUACUAUAGAAAUGCUCAGGCUGCAUUGAUCGUAUACGACGUUACUAAACCACAGUCUUUCAUUAAGGCCCGUCAUUGGAUUAAAGAAUUACAUGAGCAAGCAAAUAAAGACAUGAUUAUUGCCCUGGUAGGAAAUAAAGUUGAUGUUCUAGAGAAUAAUGAAGAUGAGAGGAAAGUGGCUCGUGAAGAAGGGGAAAAAUUGGCUGAAGAGGAAGGUCUUCUCUUUUUUGAAACGAGUGCGAAGACUGGACUCAAUGUCACUGAAACGUUUGUUGCUAUCGGAGAGAAAAUACCAUUAAAGACGGCUGGAGACCAAGAGACUGAUUCCAACGGUGUGGCAAUUUCUGACGAACAAAGAAUUGAUUUAGCUAAUUCUGGAAAUGCUGCUGGACAAACAGCAGGUUGUAGUUGCUAG
Messenger RNA from Naumovozyma castellii, 639 nucleotides. RefSeq names its product Rab family GTPase VPS21 (gene VPS21). The coding region runs from base 1 to 639 and encodes 212 amino acids. The transcript has a single exon. Lineage: Eukaryota; Fungi; Ascomycota; Saccharomycetes; Saccharomycetales; Saccharomycetaceae. The record is from RefSeq and is a predicted model, not a curated record.